Molecule: messenger RNA, 987 nt
Organism: Nicotiana attenuata
Lineage: Eukaryota; Viridiplantae; Streptophyta; Magnoliopsida; Solanales; Solanaceae
Product: transcription factor bHLH53-like
Exons: 3
Coding region: 125-889 (254 amino acids)
Biological process (GO): regulation of DNA-templated transcription
Molecular function (GO): protein dimerization activity; DNA-binding transcription factor activity
Source: RefSeq, a predicted model, not a curated record
CUUGUCUGUUAAUUAGGUCUACUGUUGUUGAACAAGUGAGAAAAAGAUUCAUCAAGACACAGUAUCUUAAUUCCUCAUCUCUCUCUCUCUCUCUCUCAAUAAGGGCCGGUACUGUUGUUAAUUAAUGGCUAGUCUUAGCUACUACUCCAACUCCAACUCCAACUUGGAACCAAAUAUGCAACAACUCAACGAGUUUCUUUUUGAUUUCAACUAUGACCAGAGCUAUUUCGAUCCAUUUUUCGACUCCAACGAGUUUGUUUUCCCAGCAUUAAUGGAACCAAAUUGUUUCGUGCCAGAAAUCCAAGAGUACUACUCUGAUUUUCAGAUGAGCAACCCAAAACGGCAAAAAGUCUUUGAAUUAGACAGCAACUGCCAUCAUCAAGAUAUAAUAACUCAGGGUAAUUUGUCCAAUGGGCCAAUCUAUCAAUCGUUUUCAUUUCCAAGUCCGCCUGUUUUUAAUAGCGGGUGCUGCAGUCAUCAGGUGGUUGAAAAGAAAGGUAAUAAUAAUGAGAAGAAGAUGUCUGCACAGAGCAUAGCGGCGAGACAAAGGAGAAAGAAGAUUACUGAGAAAACGCAAGAAUUAGGGAAGCUCAUACCUGGUGGACACAGAAUGAACACUGCUGAAAUGCUUCAAGCUACUUUUAAGUAUGUUAAGUUCUUGCAAGCCCAAGUUGGACUUCUUGAAUUCAUGGGAUCACAUCAGCAGGAGAAUGGGAAAUCAUAUGAAACACCAGAUUUGCAAAAACUUGUUGGAUCGGCCUUGGUUCAGGAGAAGUUAUACUCAAGUGACAAUUGCUUGGUUCCCAAAGUGUUCCUUGAAGAGCUAGACAAGAAUCAUGAAUUCCAACAUUCACAAAGCGUUCACCAAGUCAAGAAAUUGAUUACAUGAAAUGCUAGCCUAAUUAAAUAUUGGAGAUUUUAGGGGUAGUUUCAGUUCAAUUACCUCUUGUUGUUCUUAGGUUAGCUAGCAUUGAUUUCGUUUUCUGU